AUGGAAACUAAGACUUUACCACUAUAUUCGACCAAACAACUGCAAGAACAUGCUACACGCGAGAAUUGUUGGGUUUCGCUACAAAAUCGAAAGCUUUAUGACGUGAGUAAGUUCUUGGACGAACAUCCUGGUGGGCCAGAACUGAUUCUGGAUUACGCUGGGAAGGACAUCACCGACAUCAUGAAAGAUGUGGCUACUCACGAACACUCGAGCACUGCAUACGAGGUUCUUGAUGACACCUAUCUAGUCGGGUAUUUGGCCACUCCGGAAGAAGAGAGCAAACUUCUAAACAGCACCGCAGGUAGCCACCGGAUGGAGGUUAAGCUGCAGGACGAAUACGACUCUACAGUGUUUGUUCCGAACGUUCCGGCUGCUGAAAAACUCAGCAUCGUGACUGAUUAUUCACGUGACUUCACUCGUCACAAGUUUUUGGACUUGAAUAAGCCUCUGUUGCUUCAGAUGCUGCGUGCUGAUUUUUCCAAGGAGUUCUACCUUGAUCAAAUCCACCGUCCGCGUCAUUAUGGCCGCGGGUCGGCACCUCUAUUUGGUAAUUUCCUCGAGCCACUCUCAAAGACCUCCUGGUAUGUGAUUCCUAUUGUAUGGUUCCCUGUCAUCUUAUACCAUAUUUAUACCGCAUUUCAGCACAUGAACAUACCGCUUGCAGUGUUCUUGUUCGGCGUCGGCUUGUUCGUAUGGACACUCAUCGAAUAUGGCCUCCAUCGAUUCUUGUUUCAUUUGGACGAAUAUUUGCCAAGAAAUCAGUUCGCUUACACGAUACACUUCUUGCUGCAUGGUGUUCACCAUUAUUUGCCUAUGGACCGCUAUAGAUUAGUGAUGCCACCAACGUUGUUUGUGGCAUUGUGCACACCCUUUUACAAACUGGUAUUCGCACUUUUACCAUAUUACUGGGCCUGUGCUGGAUUUGCAGGUGGUAUGUUUGGAUAUAUGUGCUACGAUUUAACUCACUAUUUCUUGCACCACGCUCAACUACCUAGUUAUUUGCAGAAACUCAAGAGAUACCACAUGGAACAUCAUUACAAGAACUACGAAUUGGGUUUUGGUGUGACGUCCUGGUAUUGGGACAAGGUUUUCGGCACUUACUUAGGCGACAACGCCCCAUUGUCGCAAAUGAAGUUUGAGUAA
Messenger RNA from Lachancea nothofagi CBS 11611, 1143 nucleotides. The record is from the annotation of a GenBank genome assembly. NCBI's taxonomy places the organism in Eukaryota, Fungi, Ascomycota, Saccharomycetes, Saccharomycetales, Saccharomycetaceae.